AUGGCUUCUUCUGACACCGCCUCAACGCUCACUGCUAAGCAAGGCUCAUCAAGCAAUAAAUUUCACAAAAUGGUAUGUGCGAAUGCGUUCAUUGUACAAUGUACGUCUACGGAUAAUAUCAAAGGGAUUGAGAAAAUUGUUCGUCUUUCAAAUGGCAAUUGGAACUGUCCUGUUACCAACUGCAAAUAUAGUGAUCGAAACUUUAACAACAUAAAGACACACUACCGCACCCAUUUCAAGACGUGGAAACCAUACAAAUGCGUGUGCAAAUGCCUGAAAAAGGCACAGUUUGGAAACCGUCUAAACGCAAAAAAGCAUCUUCAAAAAAUCCACAAAAUUGAAAGGAAAGAACAUGACAAGUUUAUUCAAGAAAACGAAGAAAUGAUAAAGUUUGAAAAUGAAAUUUUCGCAAAUGCAGUUCGAAUUGAACAAGCUCAAGACUUAAGCAAAGCAACUGAAUGCGAUGAAUGUGGAAAAUUGGUGCGCUCUCUCAAGGAUCACAAGAAACAGGUGCACGAUGAAAAGAAAUUUGUUUGUCAAGAGAAGGACUGUUUUUUUAAAACUGCAAACAAAAAUUCUUUUCUUAAGCAUGUAGCUCACGUGCACUACAACAUCAACAUUUGCAAGUUUGUACAACUGGAAAACAUUGACUCUACGAUGAAAAAGUUAAUUAUUGCCAAAUUGAAAAUGGGUUCUCCUCAAGGAACUUCAUUUGAUGAAAAUGAUGACUUAAACGAGAGUCCACCAGCAACCACUGAAGUAAAGCCAAAAAAUUUAUUCUACUGUAAAGAAAUUCAGGAGAUUGGCUCUGGACAAUUCGACUGGGAGAAAGCCCGACUUAUUGAAACAACUCUCAGUGAAAACAAAGGCAAAAUCAAAGACAAUGAUGAACUUUCUUCAUUUGUCUAUUUUCUUCUUGAUCCGAAAAUUGCUGACGACCUGAUCGGAAUGAUACCAGAUUUUCCAAAAAUCAAUUUUGAAAAGUUCAAACUUUUUGUUUCUUCAAUAUUUUACUGCAACAAAGGAAUUGGAAAGGAAACUUUUUCAAGUGAAAAACAAACUCGCAAUAUGGUUUUGUCGGGAAACGCAAAAGAACAGAAAAUUUUGGAAAUUGAACAGUCUGGCAAACUGUCAUCAAUGUUUCAAAUUUUUCACGGCCUUUCUGAUACUGAAGCAUCAACCAGAUCUUCAAUUUUAAUUACAACUUUAAGCAUGAACAAUUUGACAAACUCUGAAACAGGAAUUUUUAAGUCACCAGUCAAACUAACAAUCGAAGAACAGCGCAAAGUAGGAGCAUACUGGCUCUACAAGGCUUUCAUUGGAUUUUCAGUGACGGGAGUUUCUCGUUCAUUGGCAAAUCCCAAAACUAAAGUAACGCUGGCAUUGUCUAAGGCUAAAAAUAAAUCGUAUCUCAAUUUUCCGAAUACCACUGCUGUCAAACAAGAUUAUGACGAAAAGACUAAAGGCAAAAAACGAAGCUUUUCGGAAACAGAUGACGAAGAUGACGAUAACAAAGAUGACGAUGACGAAAAUGACGAUGACGAAGAUGACGAUAACGAAGAGUUUAACUCUUUUUUCGAAUCCAACCGUGAUGAAAUUUUGGAGGAACACAUUGACGAAAUUGAGCAUGAGCUCGAUUUAGUCAAAGUCGCAAAGACUAUUUUUGCUACACUGCCCAAAAAAG
Messenger RNA from Rhagoletis zephyria (snowberry fruit fly), 1684 nucleotides. RefSeq lists its product as uncharacterized. The record is from RefSeq and is a predicted model, not a curated record. Gene Ontology annotation, molecular function: DNA endonuclease activity. Lineage: Eukaryota; Metazoa; Arthropoda; Insecta; Diptera; Tephritidae. Gene Ontology annotation, cellular component: nucleoplasm; cytoplasm. Gene Ontology annotation, biological process: resolution of meiotic recombination intermediates; double-strand break repair via homologous recombination.